Messenger RNA from Panicum hallii, 850 nucleotides. RefSeq names its product putative glycine-rich cell wall structural protein 1. NCBI's taxonomy places the organism in Eukaryota, Viridiplantae, Streptophyta, Magnoliopsida, Poales, Poaceae. The record is from RefSeq and is a predicted model, not a curated record. The coding region runs from base 38 to 616 and encodes 192 amino acids. The transcript has a single exon.
AGAAAUUAUAUCAGCUUAGAGUCUUAGGUAGCUCACAAUGGCAGGCACUAAGCUAGUAGCACUUGGGUUCAUUGUCCUCAUGAGCAUGGGGAUAGCUAAUGCCGUGAGGGUGGCUAGAUACUCUGGUUCUGAUGGAAUGGGUACAGGAGGUGGUUGGGGUGGUGGGUACGUGAAUGGUGGUGGCUCAGGGUCUGGGAGUGGCACUGGGUCUGGUGAGAGCGUUUCGGGUGGUGCCCAUGCAUCUGCUGGAGGUGGUGGUGGAGGCGGCGCCACUAGUCAAUACAAUGGGUCUGGGUAUGGUGGAGGGUCUGGGUCAGGUUCAGGUUCUAGUCAAAAUAGUCGGUAUGGAUCAUCUGGUUAUGGAGAAUCUUCCGGUGCUGGUGGUACCGGUGGCGGCGGCGGUGGAGGACAAGGUGGUGGUUUCUGGGGAUCCAGUGGCCAUGGGGAAGGUAGUGGCACUGGAUCUGGUUCGGGAUAUACUAACAGGUACGGGUUUGGGCCAAGUGAUGCACUUGCAAACGCUAAUGGCAAUGGUGCUGGCAAAGGUAAUGGUGAGAAUGGUGGAAGUGGUGGUGGUCAAGGAGCUGGAUCUGGGUUCGGUGAUGCCAACCCCUAGUUUCUGCUACAUGGUCAAUGGUGGAGCCCAACUUUUGUUGUUUCACGGCACAACUUUUAUCAUCGUAAUUUCAUCACAUUAUAAAUUCAGUAGAUGCAAGUUAAUAAUAAAGGACUCCACUGCUCCAUUCAAUGUAGAGGCUAAGUGUAAGGUGCAAUGAGGAGACGUGCGUUGUUGUAACCAUGCGAAUAUUUCAGAGCAAUAAUAUUCUCCUGUCAUUUUCUCAACAUUUCA